AUGCCCAAGACUCUCGAAAAAGCACGCAAGGCCAUUGCGAAGAAGAGAGGCGGUGCCAUUGAAGCCCUCCACGCCAAGAGUCGUGAUUCCCGCCGUCUUCACAAGGCCCAGGUUCGCGAUGAUCGUCUCGAGAAGAUGACCGAGGCCAGGCGCAAGAGGGACCAGCCUCUGAUCACUCGUAUCGCCUUUUUCCAAGAGGCUACUCGUGAAAAUGAGAACAAGCCGCUCGAGCUCUCCGCCAUCCAAAAGAAGAUUGCUGAAUUCUGCCAUCAACAUGAUGAGGAGUAUCACGAAAUCAAAAAGGCUCGUCGUCAGGGCAGGCCGCCCAGCGCCAAGGAGGAUCUUUUGAGGAUGAAGAUGGAGGCGCUUCACAAGGAAGAGCGUGAUGGUUUCUACCUUCCCGACCUUACCAAUGAAAAGACCACCGAGAUGUUGGAUCGGUGGGAUGGCAACUGGGCCUUCCUGACCAACCUCACAUGGGUCAAAAUUCAGUCCUCAGGAAGAUCCGCGCCUGCCAGCUUCCCUCCGCAGACCAACUGA
Neurospora tetrasperma FGSC 2508 is the source of this 540-nucleotide messenger RNA. RefSeq lists its product as uncharacterized. The transcript has 3 exons. NCBI's taxonomy places the organism in Eukaryota, Fungi, Ascomycota, Sordariomycetes, Sordariales, Sordariaceae. Gene Ontology annotation, cellular component: nucleus. The record is from RefSeq and is a predicted model, not a curated record. The coding region runs from base 1 to 540 and encodes 179 amino acids.